AUGGAGCUGGCACCUAAGCAGCAUCUGUGGAUCGAGACAGACCUAUGGGACAUGCAAGACGGCCUAGAGCUUUCGCCGGGAGAUGGCAUACUCUGGCUGGUGGCGGCUUUGGCGCAAGUCUGCCAGGAGUACGCUGCCGACUGCUCCGCGAAGGUUGAGACUGAGGUGCCCCGACCCGCCCCACCGGUUCGAUCACACCGUCGGCAAGAGGUCCGUUUACAGGCCGACGCGAGAAAGGCAGACCGGAUCGCAAGCAAGCUCGUCCAGCAACCGCAGCCUAUGCCACUGAACGUCCUCAAGAUUCGUUGA
Molecule: messenger RNA, 309 nt
Organism: Symbiodinium sp. CCMP2592
Lineage: Eukaryota; Dinophyceae; Suessiales; Symbiodiniaceae
Source: the annotation of a GenBank genome assembly